UUUGCCCUCUUGUAUCUUUCCCAUUUUGUACAUGUGCUCUUUUAAACUUUUUUUGCUGAUUUGGUAUUUUUGUUGUUACUUUUCUGUGUUUUUGGCCUUUUGUAUUUUUUACCCUUUUGAAACCUUGCUAAAUUUGGUCUUUUGUAUUGUAGCUAAUUUAAACUUUAUUUCUCUGACAAAAAGUUUAAUACUCUCUAAAAGACUCAUUGCUGUCUAA
Messenger RNA from Meloidogyne enterolobii, 217 nucleotides. The record is from the annotation of a GenBank genome assembly. Lineage: Eukaryota; Metazoa; Nematoda; Chromadorea; Rhabditida; Meloidogynidae.